Molecule: messenger RNA, 768 nt
Organism: Temnothorax curvispinosus
Lineage: Eukaryota; Metazoa; Arthropoda; Insecta; Hymenoptera; Formicidae
Exons: 3
Coding region: 1-720 (239 amino acids)
Biological process (GO): protein deubiquitination
Molecular function (GO): cysteine-type deubiquitinase activity
Source: RefSeq, a predicted model, not a curated record
AUGAUUUUUUUAGAAGAUUGCGAUCACCACCGCACAUUACUCGAGAAUGAAAAAGGACACAAUCUUGAAAAAAAAGAGCAUUUUUUCGGUCGAGGAGAUUCCAAAAUCAUCGGCAAUUUUUCGAAAGCUCAGCCAAAUAAACGUAAUUCUGUAUGGCAAAUACGUUGGGCAUCCAACGCACAAAUUUCAACUCGAGUUACAAGGUGCACUUGCAGAAAACGUAGAAACAAGCAUUUUCGAACAUCUAAAAGAGGUACGGCUCUAUUAAGGUGUAACGAGGGCACGUUUCGCGUGCGCAAGAUAUACGGAGAUGGCAAUUGCACGUUUAGAGCGAUCAGCUACAUUUUGUGGCGAAACGAGGAAGAGCACCAGUCGCUCCGAACGACGGUUGUGCAGCACAUUAAAGACAAUUGGCGCGAGUACGAGCCGUUCGUGAUGGCCGAGUGGAACAUUUCGGAUAGCCAAGAAUACUAUGAUUACAUGAGCCUAGUGGGAACGUUUGCCAGCGAGCUGGAGUGUACCGUGGCCACAAAACUUCAUCGCAUGAAUCUCUCGAUCUAUCGCGAACUUCCCGGCAGAUACGAGCUCAAGCUGGUCUUCCAUAACCGCGUGAACGUUGGCUACGAAACCGCGAGGCUCCUGUUCACCGGAUGCUCCGAAAAUGGUCAUUACGACGUCCUGUUACCGGAUUCAAUGACGAGCUUUUUUAUGGGCGAAUAAAUUAUAUUUUAUGGCGAUUAAUAAAGAUAAAUGAUAGUUAAAAUAAUU